GCCUGAGGCCUGUGUGGGUCCAUCGGCCCCGCCUCUGUCUAUCUUUGGGAUUUAUUUGUCUUGGGCACGGCUGGCCCACAGUUUAUUGCCUGCCAGGGGCCCAGAGCUGCUCUGACCACCCCAAGACUCUCCUUCCCAACCCCACUAACUCCAGUUGACCUCUGACUCCUGACUCUGGCCCCACUUGUGCUGCCCGGCUUUCCUUAAGGGGCUAAGAAGCCCCCAGAACCUCCACUGCUUUAGAUGUGGGUACUGAUACCUUGUUCCCCUUGACAGCAAAGGCCGUGAAGGAGGCUCUAUUCUGAGCCCCAAUCUGGCCCAUCAUGGCACGGCGACUGCAGGAUGAGCUGGCUGCUUUCUUCUUUGAGUAUGACACCCCUCGAAUGGUGCUCGUUCGCAACAAGAAGGUGGGCAUCAUCUUCCGGCUAAUCCAGCUCGUGGUUCUGGUCUAUGUCAUCGGGUGGGUGUUCCUCUAUGAGAAGGGCUACCAGACCUCGAGUGGCCUCAUCAGCAGCGUGUCAGUGAAGCUCAAGGGUCUGGCCGUGACCCAGCUCCAGGGCUUUGGCCCCCAGGUCUGGGACGUGGCCGACUACGUCUUCCCAGCACAGGGGGAAAGCUCCUUUGUGGUCAUGACCAAUUUCAUCAUGACCCCCCAGCAGGCUCAAGAUCACUGUGCAGAGCACCCAGAGGGGGGUACAUGCAAGGACAACAGCAGCUGCAUCCCAGGGAAGGCAAAAAGGAAGGCCCAAGGCAUUCGCACGGGCAAGUGUGUGGCCUUCAAUGACACUGUGCAGACCUGUGAGAUCUUUGGCUGGUGCCCUGUGGAGGUGGAUGACAACAUCCCAAGCCCUGCCCUUCUCCGAGAGGCCGAGAACUUCACUCUCUUCAUCAAGAACAGCAUCAGCUUUCCACGCUUCAAGGUCAACAGGCGCAACCUGGUAGAGGAGGUGAGUGACUCCUACCUGAAGACCUGCCUGUAUGACAAGGUCUUACACCCUCUGUGCCCCGUCUUCAACCUUGGCUACGUGGUACAGCAGUCAGGCCAGGACUUCCGCAAGCUGGCUGAAAAGGGUGGGGUGGUCGGCAUCACCAUCGACUGGAAUUGUGACCUGGACUGGCAUGUGCGACACUGCAAACCCAUCUAUGAGUUCCAUGGGCUGUACGAAGAGACAAACGUGUCUCGAGGCUUCAACUUCAGGUUUGCCAGGCACUUUGUGGAAAAUGGGACCAACCACCGUCACCUCUUCAAGGUGUUUGGGAUUCGCUUUGACAUCAUGGUAGAUGGCAAGGCUGGGAAAUUUGACAUCAUCCCCACAAUGACCACCAUUGGCUCUGGGAUUGGCAUCUUCGGGGUGGCCACUGUUCUCUGUGACCUGUUGCUGCUCUACAUCCUGCCAAAGAGGCACUACUACAAGCAGAAGAAGUUCAAGUACGCAGAGGACAUGGGGCCGGGGCCGGAGGAGCGUGAUCCUGCCACUACCAGCUCCACCCUGGGCCUGCAGGAGAACAUGAGGACCUCCUGAUCGUGGCCGCUGACUUCUGACUGAAUGCAGCACAAGGCUUCAGACUGGGGCCCUAGUGGGUCCCAGCCAUGGAGUGGGUCUCUUCAGGGAGCCUCUCGCCCCCUCAGCCAGGCAGAUUCCAGUUUGCCCACAGCUCAGGGUGGGCGCUAGGAGGGACUGGUACAAUUCUGGGUUCUGGCUCCAAUUCUGCAUUCCACCGGAGAGCCCAACAAUAAGCCACUCCUGGUCCCGAAGGCCCAGGCACUCACACACCUGUACCCUAUCUUUGUGCUUAUUACCUGGGGUCUUCAGUAUCCACCCCACUGCCUCAGUUUCUCUAGAUCUGUGCUCUCCAACACAACAGCCACUAGUCACGGGGGGCUAUUUAAAUAGAUUAAAAUGGAAUAAAAUUUUUUAAAUUCCUCAGCUGAACUAGCCACAUUUCAACUGCUCAGUAGACACACAUGGCCAGUGGCUGAUGUGUUGGACACCACAGGAUGUUUUCAUCAUCACAGAAGGCUUGGAUAGGUCUGCUUGCACCUUGUUUCUGCCCAGCCGUAGAUAUUCAGGCCCCCGGAAUAUCUGAACCUGAAAUUGCCAAGCCAGCCACAUGACUGGCAUGGAAAGCAAAUGCCAGGCCAUUUUGGGACUGUGGUCCAAGAACUGCUGUCCUAAAAGUGGCUGACUCAGAGCUCUUGACAGAGUGUCUGACUUAGCCCUGGGCAAGCACCGCCAUGGCAGGGGCGGCCAUCGAACAAGGGUUCCAUACCUUGGCUAGUGUGUAGUGUGUUCAUGCGCCACACAGUGAUUCACACACACUCCCCAACGUGCACCCCCCCACCGCCCUCCAGCCAUGCCGUGUUUGAACAGCUUGGGCCUGCAAACACAGCCAUAUGAGCACACCUACACCCCAAGCAGAGACACAUGGUCCAUGCUGUGUCUCCCCAACGGGGAAGUGCUUCUUCCCUAGCAUGUCAGGCCAGGACAGCCCUUCUAGUCAUGAAUCCUUUCUCAGCUACCUCGGGCUGGGAUGCGAGCCUGAGCCGAGUCCUAGCUCUGUGCCUGUGGCCCAGCCCCAGCUUCCAGGCCUGCCUGGCUCUGUUGGAACAGAAGGGCUGGGAAAAGUGAAGGUGGAGUCCAAUAAACAGGAUGGGG
Molecule: messenger RNA, 2657 nt
Organism: Fukomys damarensis (Damara mole-rat)
Lineage: Eukaryota; Metazoa; Chordata; Mammalia; Rodentia; Bathyergidae
Gene: P2rx1
Product: purinergic receptor P2X 1
Exons: 12
Coding region: 324-1523 (399 amino acids)
Biological process (GO): monoatomic cation transmembrane transport; response to ATP
Cellular component (GO): plasma membrane; nuclear inner membrane
Molecular function (GO): extracellularly ATP-gated monoatomic cation channel activity; ATP binding; purinergic nucleotide receptor activity
Source: RefSeq, a predicted model, not a curated record